Molecule: messenger RNA, 162 nt
Organism: Fusarium redolens
Lineage: Eukaryota; Fungi; Ascomycota; Sordariomycetes; Hypocreales; Nectriaceae
Exons: 2
Source: RefSeq, a predicted model, not a curated record
CCUUCAGGAGCGUCACAACAGGGAUAUAUAACCAAUCAAAAUGGCUAUACCGCAAAAGAGGUAGCCCAGUUACAGGAGAAGACAGUCCUUUCAACUGCGCUUGCGGCGAAGCUUUUGUCACCUUCUUGUACGUGGGGUCAAGUGGGUCGAGAUACCUACUGA